This is a messenger RNA of Cyclopterus lumpus (lumpfish), 2478 nucleotides long. RefSeq names its product protocadherin beta-16-like. Gene Ontology annotation, cellular component: plasma membrane. Gene Ontology annotation, biological process: homophilic cell-cell adhesion. Gene Ontology annotation, molecular function: calcium ion binding. The coding region runs from base 1 to 2478 and encodes 825 amino acids. The transcript has a single exon. The record is from RefSeq and is a predicted model, not a curated record. Lineage: Eukaryota; Metazoa; Chordata; Actinopteri; Perciformes; Cyclopteridae.
AUGGGACACACGGUGCACAGAGGAUUUUCUAUGAAUCGCUAUUGUGUUUUCCUUUUCAUCAGCUUGCGUUUCGCAUACGGAGAUGUGAGCUACUCCAUUGCAGAGGAGAUGAAACGAGGGGCUCUGAUUGGAAAUAUCGCCAAAGACGUCGGCCUCCGGAUUGCCUCACUCUCCUUGCGUAAAGCUCGCAUUGACACAGACAGGAAUGACAAGCGGUAUUGUGAUAUUAACCUGAGCACUGGGGAUUUAAUUAUUACUGACCGGAUCGACAGGGAAGCUCUUUGUGGUAAGAAGGCGACGUGCGUUUUAAAAGAGGAGCUUGUUUUGGAAAACCCGUUAGAGCUUCAUAGUAUCAAUAUUCAUGUACAAGAUAUAAACGACAACGCCCCACAGUUUAGUGAGGACUUGAUUUCAUUUGAAAUAAGAGAAUCUGCAGCCAGAGGAGCUACAUUCUUACUCACUGAAGCUCAAGAUGCAGAUAUUGGUACAAAUACUGUACAACGCUACGAUUUACAAAAUAAUGAACAUUUCACUAUUAAUGUAGAUACAGGCAGUGGAAGGAAACACCCUAAAUUGGUUUUGGUAAAAGAAUUAGACCGAGAGCAAGAGAAAGAACUCAAACUAGUUAUGACAGCUCUAGAUGGAGGCUCUCCUCAGAGAUCCGGUACUGCGAUUAUUCACGUGACUGUUCUGGAUGCUAAUGAUAACGCCCCAGUGUUUAGUAAUGCCGUUUAUGAAGCCAGUCUUCCUGAAAACGCACCUUCAGGGACAGUCAUCAUUACAGUGAGUGCAUCUGAUGCCGACGCGGGACCCAAUGGUGAUAUUACGUACAAUUUUGAUCAUGUUUCUGAUGACCAUGUCUCGUUGUUCUCGCUUGAUCAUAAGACAGGAGACAUACGAGUAGUCGGCUCUAUCGAUUAUGAGACUGAGACCUCCAUUGAAUUGCGAAUAAGAGCAAAAGAUGGACCAGGUCUUACCUCGUAUUGUACAGUGAUUUUAGAUAUAACAGAUGUCAAUGAUAACCCUCCUGCUAUCACUUUGAAAUCACUGAUUAGCCCGAUACAUGAGAACGUGUCACCUGGUACAGAGGUGGGCAUCAUCAACGUGCAGGAUAGAGACUCUGAGACUAACAGACAGGUACGCUGCUCCAUUCAGCAACAUGUCCCCUUUAAGUUGGUUCCUUCAAUUAAAAACUAUUAUUCUCUGGUGACCACAGGACAACUGGACCGUGAACUAGAGUCUGAUUACAACAUUACAAUCACUGCCACUGACGAGGGCUCUCCACCUCUGUCCUCCUCUAAAACUGUCCAGUUGUCUGUAGCAGACAUCAACGACAACCCACCUGUGUUUGAGGAACAGUCCUACAGCGCUUAUGUGACUGAAAAUAACAAACCUGGCUCCACUUUAUGUUCCGUUACUGCUCGAGACCCCGACUGGAGACAAAACGGUACCGUGGUUUAUUCUCUGUUACCUGGUGAGGUGAACAGCGCCCCGGUGUCCUCCUAUCUAUCCGUUAACGGAGACACGGGGGUGAUCCACGCUGUGAGGUCGUUUGAUUAUGAACAGUUAAGGAGUUUUAAAGUGCACGUGAUGGCCAGAGACAACGGUUCUCCUCCGCUCAGCAGCAACGUGACCGCCAGUGUGUUCGUAUCGGAUGUGAAUGACAACUCUCCUCAGAUACUGUACCCCGCCCCGGAGGGCAACUCCUUCAUGACCGAGCUGGUCCCCAAAGCUGCACACGGAGGCUCUCUGGUGUCCAAAGUGAUCGCGGUGGACGCGGACUCCGGACAAAACGCCUGGCUGUCCUAUCAUAUAGUCAAAUCCACUGAUCCGGGUCUUUUUACCAUUGGUCUCCACAGCGGAGAGAUCAGGACCCAGCGGGACAUUUCUGAGUCUGACAGCAUGAAACAGAACCUCAUUGUGUCCGUGAAGGAUAACGGACAGCCCUCUCUCUCUGCCACCUGCUCCAUGUAUUUACUUAUUUCUGAUAACUUGGCUGAGGUGCCAGAACUGAAGGAUAUUUCUUAUGACGAGAAGAACUCCAAACUGACCUCUUAUCUGAUCAUCGCGCUGGUGUCUGUGUCCACCUUUUUUCUGACCUUCAUCAUCAUCAUCCUGGGUGUGAGGUUUUGUCGCAGGAGAAAGCCCAGACUGUUGUUUGAUGGAGCAGUUGCCAUCCCCAGCGCGUAUCUCCCUCCUAAUUACGCAGACGUUGACGGCACAGGAACUUUACGCAGCACAUACAAUUAUGACGCGUACCUGACAACAGGUUCUCGAACCAGUGACUUUAAGUUCGUGAGUUCUUACAAUGACAACACGCUGCCUGCUGACCAGACUCUGAGGAAAAGUCCAUCAGACUUUGCUGAUGUGUUUGGAGUUUGUGAUGCUUCUCCUGAGGUAGGAACAUCUUCCAUAUUAAUGAACCAUCUAAAAUCAACUAUCGAAACACUGUACCAAUAUCCGCAUACGGAAGCCUAA